Molecule: messenger RNA, 2569 nt
Organism: Metopolophium dirhodum (rose-grain aphid)
Lineage: Eukaryota; Metazoa; Arthropoda; Insecta; Hemiptera; Aphididae
Exons: 7
Coding region: 574-2286 (570 amino acids)
Molecular function (GO): nucleic acid binding
Source: RefSeq, a predicted model, not a curated record
UAUCAAGGCUUUAAAAGUUGAAGUUUUUGUUUGGAUAAUGGAAAUGUGGAAUAAACAACGUUAAUAGUUCUAUUUUCUGUACGACACUACGACCCUGGGCUGUGUUUUAUCGCUAAUAAAUUACUCUCUCAUAGAGCGCAACAAUAUUAAAUGUUAAUUAUACUUUCAAACCGUUCAACUUGAACUUUUCUCACUCCCCAAGUAAAAACUCGCGAAUCCGCCAUCCUUAUGUUCAAUAUUUAUUUAUAGUUAAAUUUUUUUUUACAAAUGUUUAAAAUACCCUUUUGUGUUCCGCCGUCGAAGUGCCUAUGGAGUCGUUAGACACAUUAAACCUGCGAGUAGGUGAAUGUUCGUUUUUGGAGAUAGCCUUGGCCGACGUCAACCGUUUCAUCAACACUUUUGUUUUAGAAAAGAAAAUGUUGAAAUGUGGUACUUAUUUUCCCUCCAUUAAGUGCACGUAAUCGUUUUUUAGUGCAUACUCUGGUGCAAAAAUUCUUUAACGAAUUGAAUACCGUAUCUAUUGGUAGCAGCUUCGGAAGACGCAUAGUCGUUUAUCAUUCUUCACUUAAACCAAUGCUUUGUGAAACAGAUCUGGAUGAUGCUGAAAUGCAUGAUGGAAAUAAUUCUAGUAUACAUCGAGCAUAUAGAACCCCUAACGAAAGGAAGGCCCAAGAAAGAUUAUUUCAGUCACUUAAGCCUAAAACAUUAGAUCCAAGUAAAAGAUCCCAUCAGCGCAAACAAUCUAAAAGGCCAGAUAUUCCUAUUUAUAUACCUAAAGCACUUAGGGGAUUAGCCAAUAAAACCGUUUCCAACACUACUAGUACAAAUAAUAGUUCAGAUUCAACUCCAUCAAAUAAACUUAAUGCUAAUUGUAGAGUUCAAGAUGAUUCAAGCAACACAUUAUAUUCAAAAGAUAAGAAAGGUUCAAUGUCACUAUUGAAUCUCGAUCAACACAAUAAUAUUGUAUUAGCAUCUUUAAAUUCAUUUAAAUUUGUAGACUUAUCAAAUGAAAUGUUUAUUAAUGAUGUUAAUAAUGAAUUUAAAACUUCAUAUUGUGAUUCAUCUCAGUUCUCAGAUUCUUUAUCUUCUAGUAUUCUUCCAGAUUCUGUAGAUAUAAAUGGAUCUAAUUCAAAUUCAUCUAUAACAAAUCAAAUAAUUAACAUUAAAAAUCCCAACUUGGAGGAUAAUGAAUUAGAGUCUAAUACUACAAUUAACAACUGUGAUAGUGUUCUAACUAGAAGUGAAAAUGUCGAUUGUAUCAGUAUUCAAAAUUCUACAUCUGUUAAUUUACCUGACCGUCAAAUAUUAGAUGUUAACGAUAAAAUUACAACUGACGAUGCAUUAUUACCUCAGAAAACUACAAAAUCAAUGGAUCCAUUUUUAGUUGAUGAUAACAUCUCAGAUAUGUCUAAUAAUCAACUAGAUGAAUUGCAUAAAAGAAAUGAAGUAGUUUUUUCUAGUGGGCUUGAAAUAGAAUUAAAAGAAGAACACAAUACAAACUGUCCUCAUUAUUGUUUGGAUGAUAGUUUCACAAGCGGGCCAUUGACAGAUGUUGACGAAAAUUAUCCUAAAAACUUAAAUGAAGAAUUGACUGUCCAGCAAAGUCCAGUGUUAAUUAAUAAGUCUUUAGAAAUUCUUGAAAUUAAUGAAAAGAAAAAAGAAAAGAAAAAAAAAAAGAAAAAGAUUUUAGAUGUAGAUGAAUGUAGUUGGGAAGAUAUGUAUGAUAAAGAAGAUGAUUAUAUACAUCCAUUGCUUAUGAAAGAAUUAGUUUCUACAAUAGGGAAGGUUCAAGUUCAAUGUGCAAAAGAAGAUUACCGUAGUUAUCAAACAAUUGAAGAACGUUCAGGUGAUGGUGAAUGUGUUAUUGAGGUGUAUGGUUUUUCUUCUGAAUUGAAAACAAUUGAUCUAAUGAAUCAAUUUGCUGCAUUUCGUAAAAAACAUUUUGAAAUUAUUUGGGUAGAUGAUACUCAUGCAUUAGCAGUAUUUGAAAGUCCACAUUUAGCUGAUCAAGCAUUAAACACACCAUUAGCUCUUGUGAAAACCAGGCCUCUUAAGAAUGCUACCAAAGAGUCAAAGCUCAGAGCGGCUACAGUUGUUGCUCUCCCAGCAACUAGGCCUAAAACUUGUACUGCAAUGGCUAGACGACUAGUGAGUAGUGCUUUAGGACUAAAGAUGAAUGUAUCACCAGAUCUUAUAAAUGCUGAACGUACAUUGUUGGCAAAUGCUAAAGAGAAAAAAAUUCGCGAUGCUCAACAAAAACACGAUAUAUGGAACAAUGAAUCAUGACAUGAUCAUUACUAUAGUGUACAAAAUACAGUAAAUUAUUUUUCUAAAGCCUCUAAACAUUUUUUAAGCAUUACAUAAUUUUAUUAAACUGUAGAUUUUUAAAGUACAGUGUGAAUUAUUACUAUAUAUAUAUAUAUGCAUAAGAUAUUUAUUUAUUGACAGAACCAGCAAAAAAAAAUAUAAAAAAAUUGUUUCGUCAUUUUUGUAUAAGUAUUAAGACAAUCAUUUUAAACAGAUUUAAAAUUAAAUGAUGUAUAAUUUUUGUAAUAAAUUUGUUUUUUUU